AUGGCCGAGGCACAGCUGCACGACUUCCCCUCGCUCUUCUCCCUCGACGGCCAAGUCGCCGUCGUAACCGGCGGCUCGCGCGGCCUGGGCCUGAGCGCCGCCUCCGCCCUCCUCCAAGCAGGCGCCGCCACGGUCUUCAUCUCGUCGCGCAAGCGCCAGGCCUGCGAGGCCGCUUGCGCGGCGCUCAACGCGCUGCCCGGCCUCCGCCCGGGCGCGCGCGCCGUCUCCGUGCCCGCCGACUGUUCCACGCUGGCUGGCGUGCGGGACCUGGUAGCGCAGGUCUCGGCGCAGACGGCGCACGUGGACGUGCUGCUGGCCAACGCGGGCGCGACGUGGGGCGAGGCGUUCGACACGCACCCGGACGCCGCCUUCGCCAAGGUGCUGGACCUCAACGUGCGCGGCGUGUUCAACCUCGUGCGCGAGUUCAUGCCGCUGCUGCAGAAGCGGGCGAGCACGGAGGACCCGAGCAGGGUCGUCAUCACUGCCAGCGUCGCCGGGCUGGGCAUCGGCACGCUGGGCAAGCAGGGCACGUACGGCUACAGCGCCAGCAAGGCGGCCGUCAUCCAUCUGGGGCGGAACCUGGCCGUGGAGUUGGGGCCCCGGGGCGUGACGGUGAAUAGCAUCUGCCCGGGCUUCUUUCCGAGCAAGAUGAGCAAUGGGUUGUUGGAGAUCGCGGGCGGGGCGGAGUCGAUGGGGAAGGCGAAUCCGUUGCGCAGGUUGGGCCGGCCGGAGGAUAUUGCCGGCGUGGUGGUCUACUUGACGAGUCGGGCCGGCGCCUAUGUGAACGGGGCGGCCAUCGAGAUCGAUGGAGGCGCGUUGUGGCAGAGGGGGCAGUUGAAUGUGAGCAAGUUGUAG
This is a messenger RNA of Thermothielavioides terrestris NRRL 8126, 855 nucleotides long. RefSeq lists its product as uncharacterized. The transcript is spliced from 3 exons. The record is from RefSeq and is a predicted model, not a curated record. Bases 1 to 855 code for a protein of 284 amino acids. Lineage: Eukaryota; Fungi; Ascomycota; Sordariomycetes; Sordariales; Chaetomiaceae. Gene Ontology annotation, molecular function: oxidoreductase activity.